This is a messenger RNA of Zychaea mexicana, 825 nucleotides long. Its product is annotated as ribosomal protein L1p/L10e family-domain-containing protein. The transcript is spliced from 6 exons. The record is from RefSeq and is a predicted model, not a curated record. NCBI's taxonomy places the organism in Eukaryota, Fungi, Mucoromycota, Mucoromycetes, Mucorales, Lichtheimiaceae. The coding region runs from base 1 to 825 and encodes 274 amino acids.
AUGAAGGCAACAAGAAAAGCUUCAGUAAAGAAACAGGCAGAGGAGAAGAAGAAGCCAGUUGAAUCGACCACCACAGCCACUACCACCACCACCACUACUACCACUCCACAACAAAAGGCUACUAUCCUUGACACUGAUCUUGCCAAGAAAGCCAUUCACGCCUUGUACCAACAUAAAGAAUCGCAAUCGAGCAACGACCUUUUGGAAUCGACUUCUUACCUCCAUGGCAGCAUCACUGUAAAGACCCUCAAGGCAGUAAAAGCACGAUCGCUCAAGCCUUUUGUCUUUACGGUAAAACACUCGCCGUUCCCUUCUGACGCUGAAGUUUGCUUGAUUGUACAAGAAGACAAACCCGUGUAUGAAAAGGCACUUCGUCAAGAAGAUAUGAAAAAUGUCAAGGUAUACACCCUCAAGGAACUGAGCGACUCAUACAAACGCUACGAAGCAAAGAGAAAAUUAGCAGCAUCGUUCGACGUAUUCCUUGUGGACAGAAGAAUCAUUUCGUUCAUACCAAAAUUGUUUGGCAAAACUUUUGCUGACAGAAACAAGAUGCCAAGACCCGUUGCAUUGGAGCGAAAAGCAUGGUUAAACACUAUCAAGCGUACUCUUUGCAGCGUAACCUUCCAUGAUAACAAUGGACCAGUAAAGUCUUUCAAGUUCAGUCAUAUGGGUCUCGGUGAAGAAGAGGCUUACGAGAAUCUUGCUGAAGCAUUACCACAAAUCCUUUCAAAGAUUCCCGGUGGAGAGCGGAAUGUCCAGGAACUUGGUUUGAGAAUGGACCAAGGUAUCACUUUGCCCAUCUACAAUUCGCUUCCAAGCAAUUAA